CGCAACUCCAAAACCGAAGAUUUAGUACUCUCAUGUACCCUUUUAUGUCAAUAUGUACAGAGCCGGGAAUAUCGGACCCGAAAGGGAGCUAAAUCAUUGGGCACUCGAAGCGUCUCACUGCAGUGUAAUCAAGCAUGCGCUUACGGCCAUGCGCCUGUGCUUACAGUGUCCGGAGCCCACUUGUGAUGGAUAUAGACUCACCUUGCCGGUUUUGUUGGCACUCAUAUCUCAACGAGUAUCAAGAGUUGUAUGUUUACUCAACACUGUUAAGCGACAUUGAGAUAGUCACAUCUCCACCAUGAUAAACGUCUUUAUCGUUCUAGCAGCUCUCUACUCUCUUUAUUUCUUUGGGUGUGCAAUUUGGAAUAUAUACUACCAUCCGCUACAAAAGAUUCCUGGACCCAAACUAUGGAUUGCCUUUCCUAUCUUCCGCCACAUCUCCCUCGUUAGAGGACAACUCGAAACUGAUAUCAAGGCCUUCCACGGCAAAUACGGCAAGGUCGUGCGUUUCUCAACAGCUGAGGUCUCCUUCAUCACCGCCAAGGCCUGGCGUGAAAUUUACAAUGACCUGCCCAAGGCAGAACUGUCGACCAAUGUUCCAUUAGGUAUCAACAAUGCCAAUGAUAAGAACCAUCGCCGCUACCGCAAAGCGCUGGCGCAUUCCUUCUCCACCAAAGCUCUGACCACCCAGGAGCCCGUUCUGAUCGAAUAUACGGACAAGUUGAUAAAAAGGCUGAAAGGCUUCGCCGAGUCGCAAAGACCCGCAGACAUGGUCAAGUGGUAUAACUCAACGACGUUUGACCUAAUCGGCGAUCUCGCGUUCGGAGUGUCGUUUGGAAACUUGGACACAGACGGGUACCACUUCUGGGUGUCCAAUGUCUUCCAGGCGGUUCGGGGUAUAGUCAUGGGUACCAUAAAGGAUGCCUAUCCAGUGCUGUUCAAGUUGUUUAGUUUCGCUUUUGGUCUCGACCGUUUCUCGGAUGCGCGAGCAAGGCAAUUAGAAUACAGCAGCUCCACCAUGCAAAAACGCCUGGCACACAAGAAACCUCGCGACUUGGUCGAUUUUAUGGAUGGUUUUCUGCGGUCGAAGGAUAAUAUAACUGUAGAGGAAAUGGAAGCCAAUGCCAAUCUAUUGAUCAUUGCCGGAAGCGAUACAACAGCAACCUUGCUCUCUGGUACGACCUACUACCUGCUCAGGACGCCGCGUGCGCUGGAAAAAGCCACGCAAGAGGUCCGCUCUGCUUUCAAGUCGGAAUCCGAGAUCAAUUUUCUGAAUACCACUGCGCGGCUGCCGUACAUGGUCGCCUGUCUUAAUGAAGGUAUGCGAAUGUACCCUCCUGUUCCGUCUAUUCUGCAGCGUGUAGCCGUUUCUGCCGAGCCUAUCGAGAUAUCAGGAUAUUAUAUAUCUCAGGGGACAAAAGUAGGCGUCCACCAAUUUGCCGCUAAUACAUCUCCUAUAAACUUCUACAACCCGGGCAACUUUAUCCCCGAGCGCUGGCUCCCAGAGAUCAAGAAAGACCCAUCCUCCCCAUUCUACAAUGACAGCCGCGACGUGUGUCAGGUAUUCUCAUACGGGCCGAGAGACUGCAUUGGAAAGAAUCUGGCCUACGCCGAAAUGCGUGUAAUUCUGGCGCGCAUGCUCUGGAAUUUCGACUUGAAGAUUUGCGAGGAGAGCAAUAAUUGGAAUAAGCAGCGUACCUUUACCUUGUGGGAGAAGUCGCCGUUGAUGGUCCAGUUGAGGCUUAGGGGGGGGGGUUGAAAAGCGUUGGGUUGGUUGAAUUGGUAGAAGUAGAACUGUGGAUUCACUGUUAUGGUUCGAGUCUGUGUUUAUUCACUGGAAUCUUCUAUCUUUGUUUCUUGGUACUUUCUAUCUCUUGCCUUCUUCUUCUCUUUCUUUUCUUUUCCCCUAUUCUUCCUACAUUCAUCCAUAUUCCACCUACAAAAAGUCCGACUUCUUCACAGUCAAUCAUGAUGUAUCAGGCAGUACACUCUUUUUAAUAGACCAAACAUGGCGUUAGAUGAAAGCCAAUUAUAAUAAUGCUCUAAUAGCACGUGAAAAAGGUCCGGCGAC
This is a messenger RNA of Aspergillus glaucus CBS 516.65, 2071 nucleotides long. RefSeq names its product cytochrome P450. The coding region runs from base 299 to 1759 and encodes 486 amino acids. Gene Ontology annotation, molecular function: monooxygenase activity; oxidoreductase activity, acting on paired donors, with incorporation or reduction of molecular oxygen; iron ion binding. NCBI's taxonomy places the organism in Eukaryota, Fungi, Ascomycota, Eurotiomycetes, Eurotiales, Aspergillaceae. The record is from RefSeq and is a predicted model, not a curated record. The transcript is spliced from 2 exons.